Messenger RNA from Pyricularia pennisetigena, 4911 nucleotides. RefSeq lists its product as uncharacterized. Gene Ontology annotation, cellular component: endoplasmic reticulum membrane. The transcript has 4 exons. Lineage: Eukaryota; Fungi; Ascomycota; Sordariomycetes; Magnaporthales; Pyriculariaceae. The record is from RefSeq and is a predicted model, not a curated record. Bases 1 to 4911 code for a protein of 1636 amino acids. Gene Ontology annotation, molecular function: P-type ion transporter activity; ATP binding; ATP hydrolysis activity. Gene Ontology annotation, biological process: intracellular calcium ion homeostasis; malate metabolic process; tricarboxylic acid cycle.
AUGGCGCCUCCGCCUUCACCAGCGCUGGUACGCAGCUCUCAGAUCAAGUCGGCAGAGCUGCUGCGGCCACUUCCCUGGUAUUCACACGCCUACGUUUGGCCCUUUGCCAUAGCGUGGCCUGUAUUUUUACGCUUUUACCUCAGCGCGGACCUGUACGAGAAGCACAUUGGCGGUCCGGAAUGGACAUUUGUGUGGCUUGGAACCAUCAUCACGUUCCAGAGUCUGGCCUGGUUGACCACCAAAUGGAGCGUCAAUCUGCGCGCUAUCUUCACCGCCCGCGCUGUCACAAGUGUCGAAGAUGCUCAACUCAUCAAGUUGAUCCCAGUUGCGAACGCCGGCUCGGCCGACAUUUGCAAAAUUGAGCGCGACCAGGUCGGAGGCAAGAACAACAUCUCGUUCCUUUUCCAAAAGCGUCGGUUCCUUUACGACCCUGUCGAUAAAUGCUUCAAGACCCUCGAGUACGAGAUCGACGCCGAGCCGAAGCCCAAGAUUGAAAAGUUCCAGCUUUCCAAGGGAAUCACUUCAGCUACCGAGCUUACUCGAAUCGAACAACACUAUGGCACCAACACUUUCGAUAUCCCCGUCCCGUCUUUUACCGAGCUCUUCCAGGAGCAUGCGGUUGCGCCCUUUUUCGUUUUCCAAAUCUUCUGCGUCGGCUUGUGGAUGCUGGAUGACUACUGGUACUACUCGCUGUUCACACUUGUCAUGCUGGUUGCGUUCGAGAGCACCGUGGUUUGGCAGCGACAGCGCACUUUGAGCGAGUUCCGUGGCAUGAGCCUAAAGCCUUACGAUAUGUGGGUUUACCGCUUGGGUAAAUGGGUCGAAGUCCAGAGCGACAAGCUUGUUCCUGGAGAUCUCGUGUCUGUCAACCGGUCGAAGGAGGAUGGCGGUGUGGCAUGUGAUAUGCUCCUAGUCGAGGGGACUGCUAUCGUCAACGAAGCUAUGCUUUCUGGCGAGAGUACCCCGCUUCUCAAGGAGUCCAUCCAGCUCCGCCCUGGCGAUGCGCAACUCGAGCCCGAAGGCCUGGACAAGAACUCGUUCCUCUGGGGUGGCACCAAGGUCUUGCAGAUCACCCACGGCACGGCGGAUGAGGCAAGGCCCAAGGUCGCCUCUGGUGUUCCCCGCCCGCCCGAUGAUGGAGCCAUGGCAAUUGUUACCAAGACUGGUUUCGAGACCUCUCAGGGCAGCCUUGUUCGCACCAUGAUUUACUCGACCGAACGCGUGUCUGCCAACAACGUCGAAGCGCUCCUCUUUAUUCUGUUCUUGCUGAUCUUUGCCCUGGCCGCUUCGUGGUAUGUCUGGGAUGAAGGUGUCCGCAAGGAUCGCAAGCGUUCGAAGCUGCUCCUGGACUGUAUCCUUAUUGUCACUAGCGUUGUUCCUCCCGAGCUGCCUAUGGAGCUCAGUUUGGCUGUCAACACCAGCUUGGCGGCCCUUGCCAAGUUUGCCAUCUUUUGCACGGAGCCUUUCCGCAUCCCCUUCGCCGGAAGAAUCGAUGUCGCUUGCUUUGACAAGACUGGUACUCUUACUGGAGAGGAUCUGGUGGUGGAGGGCAUCGCUGGUCUGGGACUUGGCAAUUCUGGCACCGACACCCCGCGCGAGUCUGAUGGAGCCCACAGCAACAUGACUCCUGUUCACUCUGCUGGCAUCGAGACAACUCUGGUUUUGGCCACUGCACACGCCCUUGUCAAGCUUGACGAGGGCGAUAUUGUGGGUGACCCCAUGGAGAAGGCUACCCUGGCCGCACUGGGAUGGGGUCUUGCAAAGAACGAUGUCCUCACGCACAAACCGAACGUUGCGAGCAACGGGGGUGUCACUGGUACCGUACAAAUCAAGCGUCGCUUCCAGUUCUCGUCGGCUCUCAAGCGUCAAAGCUCAGUUGCAACCGUACAUGGCAAGGAAAAGACUGGACGUAAACUGCAGGGUACUUUUGUCGGAGUCAAGGGUGCUCCAGAGACAAUUAUGAAGAUGCUGGUGACCGUUCCUGCUGACUACGAAGAGACCUACAAAUAUUUCACUCGUCGUGGAUCCCGUGUCUUGGCUCUAGCCUACAAGCAACUUACCACCGACAGCGAGCUUGGUGCUGCCAGGAUUAACGAUUUGAAGAGAGAGUCUGUCGAGUCUGAGCUUACUUUUGCCGGAUUCCUCGUCCUACACUGUCCGUUGAAGGAUGACGCCAAACAGGCCGUGCAGAUGCUGAACGAAAGCAGCCAUCGUGUUGUGAUGAUCACAGGAGACAACCCUCUGACGGCUGUACAUGUCGCCCGAGAGGUCGAAAUUGUGGACCGCGAUGUUUUGAUUCUGGAUGCUCCCGAGCAUAACGAGGGCGGCGACAAACUCGUCUGGCACAGCGUCGAUGACAAGAUUCAGUUUGAUGCCGACCCUACCAAGCCCAUUGACUCGAGCGUAUUGAAGAACAACGACAUUUGCGUGACGGGUUACGCAUUGGCCAAGUACAAGGAUCAGCCAGGCUUCAAGCAACUUCUCCGCUACACAUGGGUGUAUGCACGCGUCUCGCCUAAGCAAAAGGAAGAGAUCCUGCUUGGUCUGAAGGACAUGGGUUACUACACUCUGAUGGCUGGUGAUGGCACGAACGAUGUCGGAGCACUGAAGCAGGCUCACAUUGGCGUAGCUCUUCUCAAUGGUACCCCGCAGGAUCUGCAGCGAAUUGCCGAGUUCUCGAGAAACGAGAAGAUGAAGCAAAUGUACCAGAAGCAGGUCGACUUGAUGGCGCGUUUCAACCAGCCAACCCCCCCGGUACCCGUCAUGAUUGCCCACCUGUACCCUCCUGGCCCGACAAACCCCCAUUACAUGAAGGCUAUGGAGCGGGAGGCCAAGAACAAGGGUGUUGCGGUCGAGGAGCUUAUCAAGGCUAGCGGCCAUCCGACGGAAACCAUCACCUCUGCCGGCGCACGGGAGCUUCUCAAAAGCGACCCCAACCAAAAUCUCGGCCCAGCUGCCAAGAAGGCUGCUGGUCUGGCCGACAAGCUCACUGCUCAAAUGAUGGAGAGCGAACUGGACGAUGGCGAGCCGCCAUCUCUGAAGCUAGGUGACGCAUCUGUUGCUGCCCCCUUUACCAGCAAGCUUCGCAACGUCAUUGCUAUACCCAACAUUAUUCGUCAAGGUCGAUGCACUCUGGUUGCCACAAUCCAGAUGUACAAAAUUCUCGCACUCAACUGUCUGAUCACGGCCUACAGUCUCAGUGUCCUCUACCUCGAGGGUAUCAAGUUUGGUGAUGGUCAGUACACCAUUAGCGGUAUGCUGAUGAGCGUGUGCUUCCUGUCCAUCUCCCGCGCUCGCUCCGUCGAGGGUCUAUCCAAAGAAAGACCCCAGCCAAAUAUUUUUAACUUCUACAUCAUUGGGUCAAUUCUUGGCCAGUUUGCUGUUCACAUCUUUACGCUUAUCUACAUUGCCCGGUUCUGUGACAAGAUCGCACCGCGUACCGAGUCGGUUGAUCUCGAAGCAGAAUUCUCUCCCUCACUACUCAACAGUGCCGUCUAUCUGCUCCAGCUCAUCCAGCAAAUCAGCACCUUUGCCAUCAACUAUCAGGGCCGACCUUUCCGCGAGUCAAUAUCGGAGAACCGGGGCAUGUACUGGGGUAUUAUUGGCGUCAGCGGCAUUGCUUUCGCCUGCUCGACCGAGAUCCUUCCUGAACUGAACGAACAGAUGAAGCUUGUCCCCUUUACUGCCGAGUUCCGCCAGACCCUCACAGGCAUUAUGAUUCUGGAUUACGCUGCCUGCUGGAUCAUUGAGGUGGUAUUCAAAUACCUGUUUAGCGACCUCAAGGCGCGCGACAUUGCGGAGCGCAGACCCGAUCAGCUGGAGAGGGAGAGGGUGCGCAAGGAGGCGGAGCUAAAGAUCAAGAUGGAGGAGGACGAUAGAAAGAGGAUCCAGGAGGUGGAAGAGUACGAGCGCAAGAUGGAGGCAAAGAAGAGGGAGCUGGCAGAGAGGUGGGGGCUCUCCAAGGUCACCGUUCUCGGUGCUGCCGGUGGCAUCGGUCAACCUCUUUCCCUGCUUCUUAAGCUCAACCCCAGGGUUACUGAGCUUGCGCUCUACGACAUCCGUGGAGGGCCCGGUGUCGCCGCCGACAUCUCGCACAUCAACACCAAGUCCAACGUCAAGGGCUACGACCCCACGCCCUCUGGCCUUGCCGCUGCCCUCAAGGGCUCCGAGGUUGUCCUCAUCCCCGCCGGUGUCCCCCGUAAGCCCGGCAUGACCCGUGACGACCUUUUCAACACCAACGCCUCCAUCGUCCGCGACCUGGCCAAGGCCUGCGCCGAGUCUUGCCCCGAGGCCAACAUCCUGGUCAUCAGCAACCCCGUCAACUCGACCGUGCCCAUCUGCGCCGAGGUCUUCAAGGCACGUGGCGUCUACAACCCCAAGCGCCUCUUUGGCGUCACCACCCUCGACGUCGUCCGCGCCUCGCGCUUCGUCUCUGAGAUCAAGGGCACCGACCCCAAGGACGAGAACAUCACCGUCGUCGGUGGCCACUCGGGUGUGACCAUUGUUCCGCUCUUCAGCCAGAGCAACCACCCCGACCUGUCGUCCAACGAGCAGCUCGUCAACCGCGUCCAGUUCGGCGGUGACGAGGUCGUCAAGGCCAAGGACGGUGCCGGCUCUGCCACCCUCUCCAUGGCCAUGGCCGGUGCCCGCAUGGCCGAGUCGGUCCUGCGCGCCGCCCAGGGCGAGAAGGGCGUCAUCGAGCCCACCUUUGUCGACUCGCCCCUCUACAAGGACCAGGGCAUCGAGUUCUUCAGCUCAAAGGUCGAGCUCGGCCCCAACGGUGUCGAGAAGAUCUUGCCCCUGGGCAAGAUUGACGCCAACGAGCAGAAGCUGCUCGACGCCUGCCUGGGCGACCUGAAGAAGAACAUUGAGAAGGGCGUUGCCUUUGUCGCCUCCAACCCCGGCAAAUAA